Messenger RNA from Orycteropus afer afer, 930 nucleotides. RefSeq names its product RAB36, member RAS oncogene family (gene RAB36). Lineage: Eukaryota; Metazoa; Chordata; Mammalia; Tubulidentata; Orycteropodidae. The record is from RefSeq and is a predicted model, not a curated record. Gene Ontology annotation, molecular function: GTPase activity; GTP binding.
AUGGUGAUCGCCUGUGCAGGCCGCAUGCGCCAGUCUCUCCUUGGUCAGACCCCACCCCAAACCGCCCAAGCCCCGCCCGACGCCCGGAGGUCCCGCGUGGGCCUCGUUGCCAUGGACUCCCACAGGAUGAGCUCCUCCCUAAAGCCGUUGGGGCCGCCUGUGAGCCAGGACCGGAUCAUCACCACCUUCCCUAAGUGGUACACACCUGCCGCCUGCCUGCAGCUCAAGGAGCACUUUCAUGGGCAGGUUAGUGCAGCCUGUGAGCGUGGAGACACAGGGACAGUCGGGCUCAGACUCUCCAAGGUGGUGGUCGUGGGGGACCUGUAUGUUGGGAAGACCAGCCUGAUCCACAGGUUCUGCAGGUCUGCCCACAUGUCCCCCUGCCCCAGUGGCUCGGACCACUGCGAUGUGUCUCACUACCGCUCUGUGUCCCCCUCCUUCUCUCCACCUCACAGCUGGGACACGGCCGGGCAAGAGAAGUUCAAGUGUAUUGCGUCUGCCUACUACCGGGGAGCCCAGGCCAUCAUCACCGCCUUCGACCUGUCUGACCUGCAGACCCUUGAGCACACCAGGCAAUGGCUGGAGGAUGUGCUACAAGAGAACAAGCCGGGCUCCAGUGCCGUUUUCCUAGUGGGGACCAAGAAGGACCUUCUGUCAGGCGCAGCAUGUGCACUAACUGAAAGGGAGGCCGUGUGCCUGGCCAACGAGAUGCAGGCCGAGUACUGGGCAGUGUCAGCUAAGACAGGGGAGAACGUGAAGGCACUCUUCAGCCGUGUGGCCGCGCUGGCCUUUGAGCAGUCGGUCCUGCAGGAGCUGGAGAGGAGGGGCAGCGCCCGGUUCCAGGUCGGCGACGCAGGCCUCAUCCGGAUGGAGGGGAGCCUGCCUGAGGCCCAGGAGAGCGAGAAGCCUUCCAGCCUGGGCUGCUGUUAG